GAUCCCUCGAGGAGAUUAUCGACGAGAGCCACGCCAUCGUCUCCUCCUCUGUCGGACCCGAGUACUAUGUCAGCAUCCUCUCCUUUGUCGACAAGGACCAGCUCGAGCCGGGAUGCUCCAUCCUCAUGCACAAUAAGGUUCUUUCUGUAGUUGGUAUAUUGCAAGAUGAAGUUGAUCCUAUGGUAUCUGUGAUGAAAGUUGAGAAAGCACCUUUGGAAUCUUAUGCUGACAUUGGUGGACUAGAUUCCCAGAUUCAAGAAAUUAAAGAGGCUGUUGAGCUUCCCUUGACUCAUCCUGAGUUGUAUGAAGACAUUGGGAUCAGGCCACCCAAGGGAGUCAUAUUAUAUGGCGAACCUGGAACUGGAAAAACUCUACUCGCCAAGGCUGUUGCCAAUUCAACAUCUGCGACUUUCUUGCGUGUUGUCGGUAGUGAACUUAUUCAAAAGUACCUUGGGGAUGGUCCCAAGCUAGUCAGAGAAUUGUUUAGGGUGGCUGAUGAACUUUCUCCCUCAAUAGUCUUCAUUGAUGAGAUUGACGCAGUUGGAACGAAGAGGUAUGAUGCUCAUUCAGGAGGGGAGCGUGAGAUUCAAAGAACUAUGUUGGAGCUGCUGAAUCAGCUAGAUGGUUUUGACUCACGUGGAGAUGUUAAAGUCAUUCUAGCAACAAACCGCAUUGAAAGUCUUGAUCCAGCCUUGCUUCGGCCAGGCCGUAUAGACCGGAAGAUUGAAUUUCCUCUACCAGAUAUUAAAACUAGACGACGCAUCUUCCAGAUACACACAUCGAAAAUGACAUUAGCUGAUGAUGUGAACUUGGAAGAGUUUGUUAUGACCAAAGACGAGUUUUCGGGUGCUGAUAUUAAGGCAAUCUGCACAGAGGCUGGAUUGCUUGCCUUAAGAGAACGCAGAAUGAAGGUGACCCAUGCAGAUUUCAAGAAGGCAAAGGAGAAGGUGAUGUACAAGAAGAAGGAAGGUGUUCCGGAUGGUCUCUACAUGUAGCCAAUCUAUUCAUCAUGCCGAACAAGUUACCCGAUUGUGUGUGUACUAGCACAUCUCUUCAUCAUGGGAGAUAUGUUACCACAAUACUUGUUGCAUACUGUGCUAAGUGGUCAGGAGAACCUUGUAUUAAUUAAUUAUCCUUUCAUUGUCUC
Molecule: messenger RNA, 1147 nt
Organism: Zea mays
Lineage: Eukaryota; Viridiplantae; Streptophyta; Magnoliopsida; Poales; Poaceae
Product: 26S protease regulatory subunit 4 homolog
Exons: 5
Coding region: 126-995 (289 amino acids)
Molecular function (GO): ATP hydrolysis activity; ATP binding
Source: RefSeq, marked validated